This is a messenger RNA of Gambusia affinis (western mosquitofish), 4884 nucleotides long. It is a transcript of the gene ppfibp2b, whose product is annotated as PPFIA binding protein 2b. Gene Ontology annotation, molecular function: protein binding. Gene Ontology annotation, biological process: neuromuscular junction development. The transcript is spliced from 29 exons. The record is from RefSeq and is a predicted model, not a curated record. NCBI's taxonomy places the organism in Eukaryota, Metazoa, Chordata, Actinopteri, Cyprinodontiformes, Poeciliidae. Bases 158 to 3307 code for a protein of 1049 amino acids. Gene Ontology annotation, cellular component: presynaptic active zone.
CUGCUCAUACAGGUCGGACCAGCUUGUGACAUCUGGGCGUGAGAGGACCAUGCGUGCCCGAGCUGUGGAGUUUGCCUUGUUUUAGUGCCUGGCUCCACCGAACGUAUUUGAAGGAGGACAGAAGCUCACAGACUCGGAUAUAAGUAUUUCAGGUCUGAUGCUUCCUGCCGUCACAAUGGAAACGGAGGCCAGUCACAUGCUGGAGGCUGCAUUGGAGCAGAUGGACGACAUCAUUGCAGGAACAAGGGCAGCAGCGAUGGAGUUUUCCAGCACCGUGUACGAUCUGGGUUCUCCUGUCAGCGCCGGUCCACUGCAGGUCGUCCAGUUAGCCGAGGAGCUCAAACUUGCUCUGGAGGUUCAGCCCAAUCAGGAGGAGAGAGACAAUCUCAGAGCUCAGCUGCCUCCAGAAACGGCACAGGCUCUCAUCGAUUGGCUGCAGACUGGAAUUGUGAGCCUCUGUACUCCAGCCAACAAUGAAACCUAUCAGGAACGACUACUUCGACUAGAAGGAGACAAGGAAUCUCUGGUGCUGCAGGUAAGCGUUUUGACGGACCAAGUUGAGGCUCAGGGAGAGAAAAUCAGAGACUUGGAAACUUCUUUGGAAGAGCAUCGACAGAAAUUGGCUUCCACAGAGGAGAUGCUGCAGCAGGAGCUGAGGAGCAGGACUUCUCUGGAGACCCAGAAACUGGAUCUAAUGGAUGAAGUGUCCUACCUGAAGCUGAAGCUGGUCACCAUGGAGGAAACACGAACGAACACAAACCCUCAGGAUGCUGCAAAUGCAAAGAACAACAAAGCUGAGUGUGUGGUAAAUCUCAUCAGUGAGCUCCAGGAGCAGAUGUGCAAGUUUCAGGAGGAGAUCAGCACUCGCAUCCAGGAGAAACGGGCACUUGAGGAGAAGGAAGCCCGACAGGGGGACCCAAGUGGCAGCCCAGUUCAGAGCACCGAUCCUAAUGCUGGAUCAAACCUGAGCUCUGCUUCCCUGAAACACAGUGGAGAAAGACAGACUGUGCAUGAUUUGCUUCAAGAAGUCAAGCAGCUGACAAGCAAAGUGCAGGAGCUGGAGGGAGAAAAGAGCCAGUAUGAGAGGAAACUCAGGGCCACCAAGUCGCUCAUGACCCAGCUGUCCAGCCUCAAGCUGACUGUGGAGCACACACAGCUGGAGAAGCAGCACUGGGAGGAGCGCUGGCGCAGCGCACAGGCAGAAAUCUCAGAGCUGCAGCAGCUUUUGCUCUCUAAAGACACAGAGAUCGAGUGCUUGCAGACCCAGCUGCUGGCCAGAGGCGGCACCGCCAACAACAACGCAGAGAGAGACCAAGAAUACCAGAGGCUGAAGGUGGGGAUGGAGUCUUUGUUGGCCUCAAAUGAUGAAAAGGAUCGUCGUAUAGAGGAGCUGACUAUCCUGCUUGGUCAAUAUAGAAAAAUGAGGGAAAUUAUGUCACUUACACAUGGAAGUAGUGAAGAGGAGCUCAGUGGCAGCUUGAAGUUAAAAGCUAUCACACACAAAGCUCAUUCUGAUGUCAUCAGAUCAGAGAUGUCAUCAAGAGGAUCUUCUCCACUCAUGCUGUGUUCAUCUCCCUUUCAGAGAGAACUUGAUUCAAGUUUCCAGAACUCUAUAGACACUUCGUUGGUGACUACUGGUGAUGCAAGUUUCUUAAAUGGAUCAUUGCAUCGACACAGAUUACUCUCCAGCAGUCUCGAAGAGUUGCAAAGUGGAUGUUUUCAAAAGGCUGGAGUGAUCCAGCCAGCUGAAACUGAAUCAGGCGUAGGGGCAGAGAGUCCACAAAUGGAGCCGAGCAAGUACCAAACUCUGCCAGGAAAACUGAGUAAAAAGAAAGAACCCAAGGAUGAGCUAAACAGCACCAGAGGCAGAGACACAGAGUAUUUAUCUCCUGUCCAGCUCUCCCCUGCCCACAACCACAGCAAAGACUACACCCUGGACCACGCAGGGAAACUGGAAGAGUAUAUUCUCUCAGACCAGUCCCCGCUGUCCUCUGGAAUGGACUCAGGACAACAGUCACCUGUCUCACCUGAGAAAAGGAAGAGUCACAGAGGCAUUAAGAAAUUCUGGGGAAGAAUUCGUCGCAGUCAGUCGGGCAGCCCAGUUCAGGUUCACGAUCCAGAGAUGGGAGACUUCAAGAGGGGAGGCUUCCGAGCUACAGCUGGUCCGAUACUGGCCCGUUCAGGGAAAGCACGAGACCUCAAGUUGCCAUUUUCUAAGUGGAGCACGGAGCAGGUUUGCGACUGGCUCGAGGACAUCGGACUUGGUCAGUAUGGCCUUCUCGCUCACCAGUGGGUCACCAGUGGUCACACUCUGCUGGCGGCCACCCCACACGACCUAGAGAAGGAGCUAGCGAUGAAGAAUCCACUCCACAGGAAGAAGCUCCAGCUGUCCUUAAAGAGCAUCUGUAGCAAACAGCCAGAAAAAUCUGCAGAGCUCGAUUAUGUUUGGGUCACUCGUUGGCUUGACGACAUCGGCCUCCCUCAGUACAAAGAUCAGUUUAAUGAUGGGAGAGUGGAUGGACAGAUGCUGCAGUACCUCACUGUGAAUGAUCUGUUGUUUCUCAAAGUCACCAGCCAGCUGCAUCAUCUCAGCAUCAAGUGUGCCAUUCAUGUUCUUCAUGUCAACAAAUUUAACCCUAACUGCCUUAAACGCAGACCUGGGAAUGAGAAUGAGUUCAGCCCCAGCGAAGUGGUGCAGUGGUCCAACCACCGGGUCAUGGAGUGGCUGAGAUCUGUGGACCUGGCAGAAUACGCUCCCAACCUGAGGGGCAGCGGCGUACACGGAGGGCUAAUAAUGUUGGAACCUCGGUUUAACUCCGACACAAUGGCCAUGCUGUUGAACAUCUCUCCUCAAAAAACACUGCUGAGGCGCCACUUAAACACCAAUUUCAAUAACCUGGUGGGAGUACAGGCUCAGCAGGAGAAGAGGGAGUACAUUGAAGCAGCAGGAUAUUCCCCACUCAGCAUCACAGCUAAAGUCAAGCCAAAGAAGUUGGGCUUUUCUCACUUGACAAACCUGAGGAGGAGACGGCAGGACGAGUCCACAGACUACGUCUGUCCCAUAGAGGCUUCGUCACCCGAGUCAGGACAGUCUGUGGCCAACGGGGUGCAGAUGUGUCCAUACGCCGGCUUUAGAGGUCUGAGUCCCAUUCUGGACCGAGAACCCGCCCGGGACCAGAUGGUGAGAGCAGAGAGCACCAUUUUACAAAUAGAAGCUUUGUCUGAAAGCAUCAACAACCUCACAUACCUGCUGAGCCAGGACGAGCUGCGGAAGGAGCUGAGGCGUUCACAAACAGCGCUGGUGUGAGGGACGGCUGCUCCGGCGCCAUCGGCUUACUAGACCUGCAGCCAGCUCAGCCCCCGUGGGCCUAACACUGCGGCGUGGAGCCAGUCCCACUCACUUCCUGUAACCACUGCUACCUCACGCAACACCUGCAGUCCUUCUGUGGACACAGAGGAACUGGAAACACAAGCUGACUCAAACACUUUGGAUGACAGUGAAGAGUCAUGGCUUCUCACAGACAUUUAAAAGAUUUUUAACUCCUUUCCGAUUUUGACUAUGCAAUGCAGUCGUUAUUAAUAUGUAUAUAUUGUGUUAUUUAUACUGACCACUGUGAUGUGUACAUUAAAGAGUAAUCUGUUGAAAUUAAGAUAGAUCAUGAAGACAAAAAGCAGAUUUCAAUUAAAACAAAGACUCAAAGCCUAAAACUGCCCAAAAUAAACAUCAAUUUAUUGAAAUUCGACUAUACAUCUUGCUUUUGUUCUAAUGACCACAAACAGACUUUUCUGAACAUUUUAGCACCAUCUGCAAAUGAGGAGUUUAUCUUAAGACGUUGCUCCGUAUUCACCAGUUACAGCUUGAUGCAACUUGCUGCAACAAAGUGGAACGCCCUUCAUAAGUGCUUUAAUUAGCCACAUCCCUAAAAUGCCUCUGUUGGAUUAAAUCUGGUGGCAGCAGACUCAUAAAAUAUCCCUGAGGACAGCUACACUAAAGGGGAAGACAAUACUUGUGUUUAAACAACGUUUAAUUGGUGCAAAGGGCCUGAAAGUGUGCAAAGAAAUGAUCCCCACACCACCAUCAGCCCAAACCUUUGAUACAAAACAGGAUGGACACAUGCUUCCAAGAUGUUUACUCCAUAUUUUGACCUGAAGGUUGCAGAUGAUCUUGAGUCAUUGAACUAGACAAAAUUUUACCAUUCCGUUGUCUAUCAUUUGUGGAUCUGUGCAAACUCUUCUGCCUUUGUGCUUCUGUGAAAAAACAAACGGGAAUUGAAGAUAAGGUGAUGUGCUGUUUGUAGCUAUUGCCUUAUCCUAGAACCAUGGAUAAAAAUCAGGGCACAGCAGUGGAGGGGUAACGAUUUGAGCUCAAUUGCAGCCGCAUAAAUUCAGUCAAUCUGAAGCUCAAAGGUCCAGAGAAGAGCUGAAAACCAAAGGAAUCGAGUUAGUAUGAGUCCAUGUGAAUGUUACAGAACUAUUGAUAUAGGCCACCUUUUAACGAUUAAGAUCUUAUUGAGGGUGAAGUACUAAGAAAAAAAAGCCAAAAAUGGCAGAAAAGUUAUAGACAACCUCAGCAAAUAAGAAUUCCUCUAUGCUUAGAAAUGGGAGAGUCUCAGCUCACCUGCAUUUAGAGGAAAACUGGUGUUCCGACCUAAAUGUAUUCAGUUGUGUUUCCUUUAAAUGGGACUGCUAAGCAUUUUGUUUGCUGAUCAAAACCUUCUAAUGCCGAUGGCAGUUAACUUGUAACAAGAAUCUUUUGUUGACUCGCCAAGCUGCAAACACCACACCCAAGCUGCCAGAGUUUCAACUCUUCCUCCCAUGAAUCGUCUGUAUUCGUCUAAAACUUGAGCACCUAAGAUCAUCCCUGCGCCUGAGCUUUGCAUUAAA